Messenger RNA from Cetraspora pellucida, 721 nucleotides. Lineage: Eukaryota; Fungi; Glomeromycota; Glomeromycetes; Diversisporales; Gigasporaceae. The record is from the annotation of a GenBank genome assembly.
UCUUACUGCUAUACAAAAGUGUAGCCUUUGUGAACAGAAAGAACAAAACCCACACCUUACCAAUAAUGAACUAGCAAAAAUUUAUCAGAUUGGCAAAUUAACUCCAAAAUUAGAAGAUGCACUUGGUCUAUGGGUUGAUAAUGCACUUGAAAGUAAUCAGGAUAUUGAUGAUGAUAUAGUAAAAGAGCUUUCAGAAUAUAAUAUCUAUUAUACACUAAUUAAUGCCACAGAGACAUGGUCAAUGGUAUUGUCUGAAACAAUUAUUAAUUGUUGGAAAAAAACUGGUAUUCUUCUAAUUCAAGAAGCAGAAAUGCAAGAAAUCAAUUAUAAAUACAAUGAAGAAUUUUUUAGAAAUGAUGAUGAACUUGAAAUUUUGAUUAAUAAGUUAUCUGAAAAUAAUUAUUUAAGUGCCUUUGAAUACAUUUGUAUUGAAGAUACAGUUGUUGUAAGAAGUCUUACAGAUAAUGAUAUAUUGGAAGUAGUAGCUGAUAAUGCUAAGAAUAAAGUUGAGCAACUUAUUAGUAAAAUAAAGGAGAAGGUGAAUUAUAUUGAAGCAGAGAUAGCAGUUGACACAGUUUUGAGAUUCUUAUAUAAACAAGAAGAAGAGUUUGGCAAAGUUGAAGAAAAGACAAAAAUUUUAAGAAAAUUAUAUAGAAAAGUUAGAUUAUUCUAUAUAAAAAAUCUUAAGCAAUUAGAUCUUCAUUAUUUUAUAUCUGAAUAA